AUGUCUUUUUCUGAAGAUAAACUCAAGGAUAAGCUUGAUGCUUUAGAGGAAACCCAAGAUUCUAUUGUUUCUACGUCACAAUGGGUACUGUUCCACUAUAGAUAUGCUGAAAGAAUCGCACCAGAAUGGGAGAAAUAUCUAGCCAAAGCCCCAGUUCAAAAGAAGCUGGCAGUUAUUUACCUAGCCAACGAUGUUGUUCAACAAUCUCGUGCAAAGAGAAAAACCGAAUUCAUCGAAGCUUUCAACAAAGUAUUGCCUGGAGCAUUGACACAAGCUUAUGGUGAGGUUCCAGAACCUAUAAAGAAGAAGAUACUGAAAAUUGUCAAUAUUUGGAAAGAACGUCGAAUUUUCCCUACUCCAAUUGAAUUGAAAACCAGUGGAGGCACAUCUAAUGGUUCAAGCGAGUCUGGAUUAAGUCUUUCAUUUGAUGACAAGCUGAAAUCAGUUGGUUCAAGUGCACAAAAAUUUCAAAGAUUUUAUCAUGAACUGUUACUAGGCUCAAAUGGAGCUUUCAAAUCCAAAGAUAUCAAAACUUUAAACACGCUCAAAAAAGUUAUAAAUGAUAACAUAAUACAAUUACAAGAUUUAACAGAGACAAUUGAAGAUGAAAUAGGACAUAUUGGUGAGAGAGAGAAAGUCACAGAGGCCAAACGUAUUGAACUUGAGCAAAAACAACAAGAACUAGAGGCACAGAGAAUUGCAGAAGAACAGAAAAGGAUCGAAGAGGAGAAAAGAAGAAUCGAGGAAGAAACUAUGCUGCCGACUUAUGAUAAUGAUUCAGAUUCAAACUCAGAUUCAGAUCCAAAAGAUGAUGAUAGCAGUGAUGAAGCGCAAGAAGAAGAAGAAAAGGAGAAAGAAGAGACACCUGUUGAAAAGGACGAUAAAGAGGAGCUCAGAGAUCAACCUCCAGUUAAGAAACUAAGGUUUGCAGAGUAA
Hansenula anomala is the source of this 936-nucleotide messenger RNA. It is a transcript of the gene RTT103, whose product is annotated as Rtt103p. NCBI's taxonomy places the organism in Eukaryota, Fungi, Ascomycota, Saccharomycetes, Phaffomycetales, Wickerhamomycetaceae. Gene Ontology annotation, biological process: mRNA 3'-end processing. Gene Ontology annotation, cellular component: RNA polymerase II, holoenzyme. The transcript has a single exon. The coding region runs from base 1 to 936 and encodes 311 amino acids. Gene Ontology annotation, molecular function: RNA polymerase II C-terminal domain binding. The record is from RefSeq and is a predicted model, not a curated record.